Impatiens glandulifera is the source of this 811-nucleotide messenger RNA. Its product is annotated as peptidyl-prolyl cis-trans isomerase-like. The transcript has a single exon. The record is from RefSeq and is a predicted model, not a curated record. Lineage: Eukaryota; Viridiplantae; Streptophyta; Magnoliopsida; Ericales; Balsaminaceae. Gene Ontology annotation, molecular function: peptidyl-prolyl cis-trans isomerase activity. Gene Ontology annotation, cellular component: plasma membrane; cytosol. The coding region runs from base 57 to 575 and encodes 172 amino acids. Gene Ontology annotation, biological process: protein peptidyl-prolyl isomerization; protein folding.
GCCGCGUUUUAUCUCAUCUCAUUUACCUAUAUUCACUACUUCUUACAUCUGAGAAAAUGCCAAACCCUAAGGUUUUCUUCGAUAUGUCGAUCGGCGGCGUUAAGGCCGGCCGCAUCGUGAUGGAGCUUUACGCCGAUACCACUCCUCGCACUGCCGAGAACUUCCGUGCUCUAUGCACAGGUGAGAAGGGAGUCGGCAAGUCUGGUAAGCCACUCCAUUUCAAGGGAUCCUCAUUCCACCGUGUUAUCCCUGGAUUCAUGUGUCAGGGAGGUGAUUUCACUGCCGGAAACGGUACUGGAGGUGAAUCGAUCUACGGAUCUAAGUUUGCUGAUGAGAACUUCAUCAAGAAGCACACCGGUCCAGGUGUGUUGUCCAUGGCGAACGCUGGACCUGGAACCAAUGGAUCGCAGUUCUUCCUCUGUACUGCUAAGACUGAAUGGCUUGAUGGAAAGCAUGUUGUGUUUGGUCAUGUUGUUGAGGGAUUAGAUGUUGUGAAAGCGGUGGAGAAGGUUGGAUCGAGCGGUGGAAGGACCUCGAAGCCGGUGGUCAUAGUUGAUUGUGGUCAGGUUGCUUAGAUUGAAGAUCUGGAAAUCUGUGAAUGUUGACUUGUCAACAACUAUCUGAUUUUACUUCUAUGUUUGAGUCUUUUGUUUUUGUCUGGUUAUGUGUUUUCUAUCAUAUCAUAUGAACUUCUUUAGUCUUGAUGUUUCUGGAGUUGUAUGGUGAUUUGCAAUCUUGUCUAUGGAUUGCUUAUCUCAUGAAUGAACUAUUUUAAUCUACCUUCGAAUAAGAGUUUUAGCAGGUUUCUCUC